This is a messenger RNA of Triticum dicoccoides, 710 nucleotides long. RefSeq lists its product as uncharacterized. The record is from RefSeq and is a predicted model, not a curated record. The transcript is spliced from 3 exons. Lineage: Eukaryota; Viridiplantae; Streptophyta; Magnoliopsida; Poales; Poaceae. Bases 11 to 463 code for a protein of 150 amino acids.
AUUAAUAGCCAUGGCGGCGGCGGCGGCGGCGCUAAGGCUCGGCGGUCGCAUGCUGCUCCGACGAACUCAAGAGCAAGGGCGGCGCGUCUUCUCGGAUCCGCAACGGCGGCUCUUCGCGGACACGAGCGCCACCGCCCCUGAGGGGAAGCAACCUCUCGCGAUCCGCUUGGCGGAGAUGAAGGAGAAGAAAGAGGAGCUUUACAACAUGGGCUUUUCUUUGGCAACCGAGUACAAUCUCCCUUGCGGUGUCGGCAGAGAGAACAAACAGCUGCUGGAGCUGCUCUCGGUGCAAGUCCAGCCAAGGCCCAAUGAUGUCUACUGGAUGCGGCGGCGGAGGAUGGAGAGGAUGAAGCGAUUCGUGAAAAUUUGGGGGGUAUUUACUCUGGUGUGUACGACUGUGGACGGCCUGCAGAUGUUGAGCAAGGAGAUACGUACGCCUCAAACCAAGGAACGGGCUGGAUGACUUCAACGAUUGGUGUUACAUGAAACAUGACUGGUGGAACGGCCGCUAGCUACCUCAACUCCUUGUGCAUGCAUCCUUGUAGCUCAAGAUCCAUGAUGAAUGCUCCCCUUCAGUUUUAGCAGAGGGCUCAAGGUGAAUGAUCAAUAUCCACCCACUAGGUCUAGUUAUAAUUAAGUUUCUCAUGUUCCGAUCACUCUGCAAGACCUAAUCCUUUGUGAUUGUUUACUAUAGUUUGUCGAUAAAUCGU